AAAGAUAUUUAAUCCCUAACUUCUUUCCUUCAACUCCCACCAACCCAAUCAUUAUGGAUCAAAAACCUGAAACACCCUCACUCCCACUAAUCACCCGUUUCAAGCUUUGGGUUGUUUCCACUCUCACAAACUGGGGCAUCCGACGCGAUGGCACCCUCGAUAGGCGCUUUCGCAACCUCAUUGACUUCAAGUCUUCUACGACACCAACACCCGUUGAAGGUGUCAAGUCCUAUGAUGUUUCCAUUGACCCGAAUCGUAAUCUCUGGGUCCGUGUAUUUGCCCCUGUUGUAACCAAUGACAAAUUGCCCGUAAUAGUGUACUACCAUGGGGGCGGGUUUUCAUUUUACACCGCGGACAGCAGUCCUUUUGAUGUGCUGUGUAGACGAUUUGCUAGUAUGAUUCCUGCUGUUAUUGUUUCUGUUAGUUAUCGAUUGACUCCAGAACAUCGGUAUCCUUCUCAGUAUGAUGAUGGACUUGAUGUCUUGAAGUUUAUUGAUGAUGGUUUCAAUGUCGAGAAAUUGCCAGAGAACGCUGACCUGCGGUAUUGUUUUGUUGCCGGAGACAGUGCUGGUGGAAACCUUGCCCAUCAUGUUUGUGUUAGAGCUUCUCAGAACAAGUUUCACAAUCUUAAGGUUAUUGGACUGGUGGCGCUACAACCUUUCUUUGGAGGAGAGGAACGAACCGAAUCAGAGUUAUCACCUGAUACUUCGAUAGGCCUAGCACUGAACCAGACCGAUUUCUAUUGGAAUGUGUUCAAGCCACUCUCCUCUUCAACCGACGAAAAAUGGGACAGAGACAAUGAAGUGAUCAAUGUUACUGGGCCGAGGGCAGCUGACAUAACUGGUUUGGACUUUCCAACAACGUUAAUCGUUCUGGGAGGACGUGAUAUCCUCAGGGAUCGGCACAAAAUGUAUUAUGAGUGGCUGAAAAAGUCAAAAAAAGAUGCAUAUUUGGAGGAGUAUCCAUACAUGUUUCAUGGCUUUUAUGCAUUUACAGAAGUGUCUGAAGCCACACAUGUUAUAUCUGUAAUAAGGGACUUUGUUCACAAACAAAUGAAUACAUCUGCUGAAUAGAUGGACCCGGCACAAGAAAUGUUCACAAGCAUAUGUUUUUGUAGUAAUUGAUGAGUUGCAAUUAGCUUAGGUAAAAUAAAAGUUGUAUCCUUUCGUUGUACCAUAAAAAAAUGUUGUAUAAUUCACAAAGCAUUUCUGAGAUGUAUUAAAAAAACAA
This is a messenger RNA of Erigeron canadensis, 1230 nucleotides long. Its product is annotated as probable carboxylesterase 18. The coding region runs from base 54 to 1073 and encodes 339 amino acids. Gene Ontology annotation, molecular function: hydrolase activity. NCBI's taxonomy places the organism in Eukaryota, Viridiplantae, Streptophyta, Magnoliopsida, Asterales, Asteraceae. The record is from RefSeq and is a predicted model, not a curated record. The transcript is spliced from 2 exons.